Myxocyprinus asiaticus (Chinese sucker) is the source of this 1155-nucleotide messenger RNA. RefSeq lists its product as uncharacterized. Gene Ontology annotation, molecular function: SUMO-specific endopeptidase activity. The transcript has 8 exons. Gene Ontology annotation, cellular component: cytoplasm; nucleus. The coding region runs from base 258 to 914 and encodes 218 amino acids. Gene Ontology annotation, biological process: protein desumoylation. The record is from RefSeq and is a predicted model, not a curated record. NCBI's taxonomy places the organism in Eukaryota, Metazoa, Chordata, Actinopteri, Cypriniformes, Catostomidae.
CACAAUUAAUUGGGGUCACGUAAACGGUGAAAAUGUUUCAUUUAAGUGUGUUUUUACACCAAAUUAAAGACCAGUGGAUGUAAAGGUGUCAUCCAUUGGAUAUAGCAUGAUGAUUUUUUCAAAAGGACUACCUUUUGAUUGUGGAGAAUGUUAAUGGAGUUCACUUGCGACUCAUCAUUGUGUGCUUCCCCGGAAGGGAUGAAGAGGAACACAUAAGAGGGGGGAAAUGGGAGCAAAGAAAGAGGCCUUGCAUUUUAAUGCUAGACUCCAAGUCUGUGCAAGGAAUUGACAACAUGGAGGUGUUCCAAAACAUUCGAAGUUACUUGACAGAAAUGUGGAACAACACAAGAAAAAAGCCACGGGUAUUUUCAGCAGAUUCUAUGCCAGCCCUGAGAGUGAGGGUACCUGAACAGCAAGGAAACAGCUCGGAAUGUGGCAUAUAUGUGUUACUUUAUGCUGAACAAUUUUUGAAUGAUCCUCCCAAAGAACUUGUCAAUGAGCUUGACUGUACUUCAUGGUUUAUCUGGCUGAUGCACUUUGAAGGCGUGCACAGAUCAGGGAUAAAAUGUGUAGCAGUUUGGAGGGUUCAUAAAGAGGAUCUCCCCAAGGAACUAAGGGAACAGCGACCAAAAAAAGCAAAGACCAAAGUGAGUAUCUUCUCUGCUCUCAGUGAAGGGGAGGCCACCGACUUAGCCCAAGAGCCGGGAGCCAUGCUUGAGCAACAUGUCCACCUUGAUGAUAGUGCAAAUAUUCCCAGUGCUGAGGCAGAGGUUGUGAAGAAUUCACUAUGCACUAUCGAGCACUUGCUGAGGGAAAAACUGGGAGAAGAAUCACCUUUCAGUCUUCACACUCAUACAUUUGGACCACAAGCUGUUGAUGUUAUCAUCUCAUUUUUAAUCAGUCAGUUUAUGUAAAAACAAAAGAACAUGAAUCAAAUCAUUGUUACAUUUCAAUAAAUGUUCAUUUAAUAGAUGUUCAGUAGAAGUUCAGAUAGUUCAGAAGAGUCAAUAGAAGUUAGUCUAGAUUAGUAUUGGUGUAAAAUGCUUACUGACUAAUGACGGACAUCAUUGAAAUAGUAUCAUGAAAACUACUAUAAGUUGGAUCAGUGUAAUAUAGUCACUCUGCUGCUCAGACUGAUCUUUUGUGGUUGUGAAU